Messenger RNA from Serpula lacrymans var. lacrymans S7.9, 559 nucleotides. RefSeq lists its product as uncharacterized. Lineage: Eukaryota; Fungi; Basidiomycota; Agaricomycetes; Boletales; Serpulaceae. The record is from RefSeq and is a predicted model, not a curated record. The transcript is spliced from 4 exons. Bases 107 to 412 code for a protein of 101 amino acids.
GAAGCCGUUUGACCGAAUAUAUAAUCAAAAGCGAGGCGAGGAAGUUGAACGCAACUAUCAACCACACGAAAUACACAUCCUACCAGUGUACUCGUACAGAUAUAACAUGUCCUACCAAGACCCAAGCAAAACUUCAGGGCAAUUUCACUCGGCCAAGGGUACGGUGAAUGAGACUAUUGGCAGCCUUACUGGAGCGACCUCGUGGCAGCAGUCUGGAAAGGAUGAACACGCCAAGGGCGAGUCCGAGUACAAUGCCGCCAAAGGUAAAGGAUACGUCGAAGGUACCACCGAUCGAAUAGUAGGGAAGAAGGACACGGUCGCUGGUGCGUUCACUGGCGACAAGCAGCAGCAAGCUGAAGGAAAUGCCAGGCAUGACAAAGGGGAGACGCAGCAGGAGUUGAACAAACACUAGCAGGUGUUUUGAAACAUUGCUUUCUGGAAGCAUAGAUGCCUAUAUCAUUAUCGAAGGAGAUUGUAUUAGAGAAUAUAAUAGAAAAUCAUAAUUUGACUUAGAUUGGUACGAUUCAGUGGUCGUGGUGCCAGUGUGUGCGCGGUGGCU